AUGGCAGCAUCUACUGCUGUCUAUACUUUUGAUUUACUCUGCUUGUCUUUAAUGUACGUUCAGUGUCGUUGGUUUUUAAUAUGGCGAGUCCCGUCCAGCGUGUGUACUAAAGCCAGGCUGAAUACGUUUAAAGAGACUUACAAAAUGUCUGAACUGACACAGACUCAGUUUGAAUCGAGUGAUGAUGAACUCCCAGAGGAGGUCGCUUUUGAUGCGUCCAAAAGUGUCGCUCUGAAGAGCGUUAAAGAUGCGCUGGAUGCAGCCAAAAGAGAAAAGAACCAGCUGAAGGAGAAGAGAAGAAAGAGACAACAGCUGUUUCAAGAACAAAAGAAGCGAAAACUUCUUCCUCAAGAACUCUUGGAGGAGUUUGAUACAGAACCCCAAAAGUAAGUUCCCCAGCUGAAUAGAAACGAUAAGGAACAGAAGACCGGGACCACACCUAAGAAAACCUCCAAAAGUUUACCAGUCAGCUACAGAGUAAUGAGGAUAAAGGAUGAAUCCGAUGCCAAAUCACUGCAACAAAGGGCCAUGGACUUCGUUCAGUCGCGCCUUUAUGGAACAGGAACCAAAAGAACCACCAAUGCAGAGCUUCUGUCCCUCAAAAAGAAAAGAGGUGCGAGCCAAGGUGCAGCUGUGGAGUUUGCGAAUAAAAAAUUGGGUGCUUACAAAAAAGCGAGGAUUACAAGAUCCAACAAACGGUUUAUACGCCAGCAGAAACUGAUUCCUCUCUGAGACAUAAAACAGGAGAAAGAACUGCUUAAUUAUGAGUUCAACACAUGAAAACCAUCACAUCUGGAGACGGCUUCCAUCAUCCAGCUGUUUUUGACCUUGUGGAUCAUAUUUUUCAAAAGGACACCUUUAUUUCAAACCUUUUUCUUUGAGCCUUAUAGUUUUAAAAUAUUAAACCUUGUUAUCAAAUAAGAUGAAGUCAUUUAAAAAGAAAUUACUUCCCUUACAUCGUGUACAAAUUAAAACUUAAAUUUACAUUCAGCUUCUGCCUCAAGUAAAAGUUUUAAAAGUUUAAAUAUUUACUUUACUCAUCAAUAAAUGUAUAACCGAUUGAAGGAUUAA
Molecule: messenger RNA, 1071 nt
Organism: Carassius carassius (crucian carp)
Lineage: Eukaryota; Metazoa; Chordata; Actinopteri; Cypriniformes; Cyprinidae
Gene: nol7
Product: nucleolar protein 7
Cellular component (GO): nucleus
Molecular function (GO): RNA binding
Source: RefSeq, a predicted model, not a curated record